Messenger RNA from Hypoxylon trugodes, 1696 nucleotides. Its product is annotated as protein indc11. The transcript has a single exon. The record is from RefSeq and is a predicted model, not a curated record. Gene Ontology annotation, molecular function: oxidoreductase activity. Bases 312 to 1328 code for a protein of 338 amino acids. Gene Ontology annotation, cellular component: mitochondrion. Lineage: Eukaryota; Fungi; Ascomycota; Sordariomycetes; Xylariales; Hypoxylaceae.
CAAAGGAACCCUGUGGUGCCUGCCAUGCAUUAUAUAUGGUCGUUCCCAUUUCGUUGAUUUCUACAUCGCUAAGAUUACCAUUAACAUCAACAAAAUCAACAACACUGCCACUUCUUCACCAUCAUAACCAACGAUCUCAACUACAUUCACACCCCGUUACAAUAAUUUGAUCUCUUCUAUAAAAUCACCAACGAUCAAGAAGCUAAUUAGCAUAAUUACUUCUGCGAAAUCCCUUCUUAUAGAAGGCUUUCCAAAUUACUCCCAACCACACCUAAUCACCACUUCACAUACACAUACACACAUCCUCCACAAUGGCACCUGAAGGUACUCCCAUCCGAAAGGUCGUCAUCACCGAGUUCGGUGAUGUCGACAAGGUCCAGGUCCUCGACGAUGUCUGCCCACCCCCACCUGCAGACCACAUCCAAAUCAAGACCGAAUACACUGGCUUUAGUGGUGCCGAUGUCAACAUGCGAAAAGGCUUCUACCCUCUACAAAAGAAGGCCCCUCUCACCCCCGGAUACUGCUUAGUCGGUACCGUUAACGCUGUCGGCGAGAGCGCCAAGGAGUUCAAGGUUGGUGACGUCGUCGCUGUCCUAACCAAGUACGAUGCCGAAGCCGAACUUGUCAACCAACCCGAGAAGUACUGCAUCCCGGUCCCCGAGGGUGUCGACCACAAGCAAGCUUGCGCCAUAUUAACGGACUGGAACACGGCUUACGGCAUGGUUGUCCGUACCGCCAAGGUCCAGAAGGGUCAAAAGGUCUUCGUUCACGGUAUGAGCGGUGCUGUCGGUACCGCCCUCAUGGUGAUCAGCAAGCUACAAGGUGCCGAGGUAUACGGUACUGCUAGCGAGCGAAACCACGAAGAAGUCAAGAAGUUUGGUGGUAACCCGUUCGUCUACUCAAACAAGGACUGGAUCAAGGCGAUUACUGAUCUCGGUGGUGUCGAUGCUGUCUUCGACCCCCUCGGCUAUGAGAGCUUCGACGAGAGUUACUCCAUCCUUAACUCUACCGGUAUACUUGUUGCCUACGGUAACAACAAGGGUUCCCUCGAGAACGGCGAGCUCAAGAGCCCUCUACCUGCCCUACUAAAGUUGUUCGCUCGCAACCUAAACCCUCUUACGAAGAGAAGCACGACUUUCUUCGGCCUAACGCGAGACUCGCAAUGGUACAAGCCCAACGUCACUACACUAUUCGACUUGGUUAAGAACGGCACCAUCACAGUCCCCAUCAAGACCGUAUGGGAUAUGGAAGACAUCCAAACAGCACACCGAAACUGGGGUGGUGGCUCUGGUGUUGGUUCAUUACUGAUCAAGGUUGCCAAGGAUUAAAUGGAUUUUCUUAUGUCAAUCAUUUCCUUUGUUGUCGUGGUCAGAGUGCUCCAUCAUCAUCAUACCCUCACUUCUUUUUGGCGAACAUACAGGCUGGGCAGGAAUUUCUCAUCAUGCGAUAUCUCACACGGGGGUUUUCACUACAGGUAGAUAAGGAUGAGCGUUAAUGAAUUUGUGUAUAUGAUUACCUAGCUACUACGAGCUUUUCGGGGCUCUUUUCCUUACAGACUCUAUUGAGAAAUGAUACCAUCAACCGUCUCCUACUCUGAAGAGGCGGUAUCGGUGGUGGCGGGAAAAUAGAAUACCAAAUUGUUUCCGUUUACGACAGUUCAAGUUUCCAAUAAUUGAUUAAGCGGUGACACAAACAC